Molecule: messenger RNA, 986 nt
Organism: Moneuplotes crassus
Lineage: Eukaryota; Ciliophora; Spirotrichea; Euplotida; Euplotidae
Source: the annotation of a GenBank genome assembly
GGAACAAUAAAACUUCAUUAACAAAGACAAAUCAAAUUAUGCAUCAUUGAUUGAGCUUCAAAUGAGGCCAGGAAGACUCUUAACAAGAUCAACCCAUUAACUUUCUACUGGCCCUCAGAUCUUCGAAAUUUUCCCAAACAAAGGGUGGCUAUUCUGUGCUCAAAGCAUUAUUUCUUCUGACUCAAGCUUUGCAAAGAAAGUCAAGAGAGCCAGUUUCUACCAUUACAAACAAAAAAUGAACAAGCUCCCUUAUUUCGCUCAGAUCAAUACUCACAAGUAAAAGUAAGCCAAAGGGACUGUACAACUCCCUACUAAAAAUACGCUCUGAACAGGACACUCAAUUCAAUCAACUCAUUUCUUGUACAAAAAUACAAAGGAGUCGAGCUUUCAACUAACAAAACAAACACAACUGUAAAUCCAACAAAAAGUCCAUCGAUCAACAAGGCUGUCAGGAUCAAUUUAAAAUGAAGAGAUGCUGUUGACAAAAGUAUUGACCCUUCAUUAGGAUCCUUCGAUGAAACCAUAACUAAAUCAUUAAAAUCUCACUCAAAACCCCCAAAGCACAAAUCAAUGUUUAAUCCAACAAGGUACAUCAGAAGGAAGUUCACGAAACACAGAAGCCCAUCCUCAAAAUCUUAUUAUCCCAAAACUCUAACUAAGGGAACAGGCCUUGAAAUCAGCCCAAGGCUUAAGCCCCAAUUCAUGACUAUGAACACAAAGCCAAAGGACUCAUCAGUCCAGUUCUUCAGAAGAAUCCCAAAGCAUGCUUAUAAAUCAAACCUAGAGGCAUUAAAAUCUCAGAUUUCAAAAGGAAUUUAUGAUACUGUGAUAAGGAGAAAGUCUCAGCCGGUGAGAAUUCUGGCUUCUUAAACUCAGAAGUGAUUUUGCUACCUUAUUUUAGAAGUUUUAGAGUAAAAUUUGAAGACACACCAAUAGUCCUCUCCAUUUUGGUGAAACCGUUUUAUUCAAAACCAUAAAUCUUUCUU